Molecule: messenger RNA, 1469 nt
Organism: Chara braunii
Lineage: Eukaryota; Viridiplantae; Streptophyta; Charophyceae; Charales; Characeae
Source: the annotation of a GenBank genome assembly
GACGAGAGUACCUACUUGCCACCACCUACCUGUGGAGGAGAGACUGUAAAGAUGGAGGCCAAAGGUAACAGCAAUCUUGUAAAAGGGCAAGCAACUUUUAUGUUGGAGCUGUACCGUGCUGCAUUGUCYGAGGGUGGUAAGGGCAGUAUGGGCAAUGAGAGCAACAAGCCACUGAACAUAGCAGUCUCACCCRUGAGCAUUGCUCUCGCGCUGGCGGUUGUCUCUGGCGGGGCAGCCGGGAACACGCUGACGGAAAUACUUAACGUUCUCCGGCUUCCGGCAGAUCUGGCCGUUGCGCAUUCUUCCUUGACAUCUCUGCGCAGGAAUCUUCUUGGAGGGCCCACCUCUGCCUCCACCUCAGAUUCNCAUUCUUCCUUGACAUCUCUGCGCAGGAAUCUUCUUGGAGGGCCCACCUCUGCCUCCACCUCAGAUUCAGAUGCAGCCGACGUUCUUCGGCUUCCGGCAGAUCUGGCCGUUGCGCAUUCUUCCUUGACAUCUCUGCGCGAGAAAGUGCUUGGAGGGCCCACCUCUGCCUCCACCUCAGAUUCAACUGCAGCCGACAUUCUCCGUCUUCCGGCAGAUCUGGUCGUUGCCUAUUCUUCCUUGACAUCUCUGCGCAGGAAACUGCUUGUAUGGCCCACCUCUGCCUCCACCUCAGAUUCAUUUGCAGGCGUGAAAGUUAAGAUUGCGACCGGACUUUGGGUGACUGAUCAGCUGCCGUUGAAAAAGGAGUAUGAGGAUCACGUUGCCAUGUACGAGGGUCGUGUGGUCCCUGCAGAUUUUGUCGGGGCAGCAUCACAAGUGCGUGAAGAAAUCAACCGGUGGGUGAGAGAUCAGACAUUAGGAAAGAUACAGGAGAUCGUCCCUCGAGGCCUGUUGAACGAAGCCUCUGUCUUUGUGCUUGUUWACACACUCUACUUCAAGGGAUUGUGGCAGAAAUUCUUCUGUAAAGAGUAUACUGCCYCUGGGAACUUCGUGAUACCGGCCAAAGGUGGUGGCUUGGAGACUGUGUCAGUUCCGAUGAUGUGGAAUAAUGGAAUGUACAGAAUAGGAAAGGAGAAUGGUUUUCGGAUUUUGCGAUUGCCCUAUCAGAUGGGGGGAGCGGAUGAUUGCCGUCAACUGGCUAUGUAUAUUUUCCUCCCGAAUGAGGUGGAUGGGCUUGCAAAGAUGGAGGGAUCGUUGACUGCCGAAUUGCUCGAGGAGUCCUUCGGAAACAUGUAUGACAGCCACCACACUUUUCCUCCCAAAAUUCAAAGUGGCAUCAGGUCUGCAACUCAACCAGUCGCUGAAGGAUAUUGGCAUGAAGAGCGCAUUCGAUUUGGAAAUUUUCGAUUUCUCAAACCUAUUCAAUUGUCAAGAUCGCCGAUUGUACAUCUCUGAUGUCCUGCAUGAUGUGUGCGUUGAGGUAGAUGAGCAGGGCACAGUUGCAGUAGCAGCAACCCUUAUGGUACCGAGCACCAGCGAUUCGA